Molecule: messenger RNA, 417 nt
Organism: Aplosporella prunicola CBS 121167
Lineage: Eukaryota; Fungi; Ascomycota; Dothideomycetes; Botryosphaeriales; Aplosporellaceae
Exons: 1
Coding region: 1-417 (138 amino acids)
Source: RefSeq, a predicted model, not a curated record
AUGACUUUAACUAAUCCCGCCAGCCUCUUAAGCGAUCCAUGCAUUCCCAUCGUCGUAGAGAUGGGUUGCGGCGGGAAGUACGAGUUCAGCAUCUACAAGAAGGUGUUGCAGGCAUUCAGCACCAAAGAGUUUCCAUACUUCGUCGGAAAGAUCAUCAUGCCGCCCAGCGUCACUACCUCUGCAAUGGAAGAUCUGGUCAACUGGAUAUACGUGACCUGCAGAACUUCCGAACUCACCCAGAUCCCGAUGCAAGACUCCUUCAUUGGGAAGGUCUCCCUCUACAGAGCAGCCGUGACCCUGGGUAUCGGCCAUGCUGAAAACGCGCUCUGGGACCAACUCAAGUCAGAAAUCCAGGACAUGGCUUUCGAGGCCGAGCACCUGGAGGCUGUCUACUGCGCGUUCGAGCCUAAUGAUUAG